GAAGGUAGCCCGGGCGACAAUCUCGCCUGUUUCAUUUCUAGCUUGCUAGUAAGAACGGAAUAGCCUUUACAGCACCGCUACGUGGUGGUACAAUUUUUGGGUGGAGCUGGAAAAUUAAAGGUACAAUCUAUACUUCUCGUGUUUUGCAAUUAUUAACCGACCAGACCUGCUGGUGUCUUCGUGCCUACGCUUAGUCCGUAAUCAGCCCGCAGUGUGGCAGGCGGUAGGUUUAGAUUGCGCCACGCCCAUGGUGUAUUUUUAGACGGCCAUGCUUAACUACGCCAAUCUUUCAAUAUACGCCAGAGCCAAUGCAAUUUAAUAAUAUCACCGGAGCAACGUCACCGGAGCACCAGAGCUGUCUCAUUGCGACAAAUAUGCAUAUUUUUAGGCCCUUCCGGAUGCUAAUGUACAAAUUCCUUCUUUCAGAUUAUGAUACAAAGCUAGCGAUUGUCUUUACAAAAUGGCAGUUAAGUUGCAUUAUGACUACAAUUAUUAAUCAAAACUAACAAAUACAAUCGCUACGAUGGGGCAAACCUGAGAUCUUAUAUGUUUUGGUAUAAUCCUAUCACCCAAUCUGCUGCAAUAGAGCCUUGGGAACCCCCGCAGUUACCGCCGACCGGCCGACGGUGGCGCCCCAUGCGGCCGCUGGCCGAACUGGCCUGUUUGCGACCGAUUGUGUAUCUCUGCGUCGGCGGGACGCCAGUGGCCGGCGUCGGUGACAGUGCCGCAAUCAGCUCCAGACAGCGUCACUCCCGAAACGCGGGACACUGAUGUUCAGCGCGAGGAGAAGCCGACAUUCAACAGGCGAUAGCGACGCAAUCUGAUUUCAAAGAUGGAGCCGCGGGAGCACAAGAUGCUGGAGACUCAGCUGACCCGGCUCACGGCCGAGGUUGACGCCUGGAUUCAGCUUGAGCCUGAACAGUGGAGCUCCGAAACAUUGACUUCGAUCCUCUGCGACCUCUUAUGUCUGCAUACCAGUCUCACCAAGAGUCAUGUAGAAACUGCAGCCCCACACGAGGCAUCGUUGGCCCGCAAGUUGAGCCCCGACGGUCUUGGCAGCUUGCCAGUGCUACUGCCGGCGAGCUUAGCCAGCUGCACAUGCGUACGGCAGUGCAAAUUGGCUGUGGAAAAGGAUCUACCUGUCUGGCAGCGUGCGCGAGGGCUGUAAUGUGGCAAGGGCCGAUUGCAGCCUCUCCGAUACGGACAUCAUGCUCCAGCUGUGCCAAGUCACGGUAUUGGAGGGGUCCGGAUCGGCUACUGAGGUCUCAGACCAGUUCGAUGACAGGACCCCGGACCGACCUCGUGGCGUGGACCCGCAUCCGUCCGAUGACGUGGUCCCAGGCACGUCCGGUGCUGAGGUCUCGCAGACGGGCAUCGUCUACAGCGAGGAGCCGACCGCACACCACGGCUUUGUGCUGCUGCACCUGCAGCAUCGGGCCAACUGCCGUUCCACCGAUGAUAUGCUGCUCUCCGCCCAGCACGUGGUGCGUCUGAUAAGCAGCCUAAGCGAGCCGCUUACCUCCUUCUCGGCACCGUGCUUUUCCGGCCCGGCAGCGUCCACCAGGCUGCACUUCAAACAGACGCACAAUUCAAAUAUAACCGGCUGGAACAGCUUCGACCUGGUGCCGUGCUUGCCGUACCCAAACUGGCAGAGUGCGGAGUACAGGGCGCGGCCGCGGCCGUCCGGCCAGCCCAGCGCGGCGCUGGUGGCGCGCCUGUGCCGCACGCCCGCCUUCCUCGUGCCGGCCGGCUUCCCCGGUAGCACCAGCGAGCAGCACGAGUGGCGACUCUCGUUCUCGCGGCACGAGUACAUCGCCUACCGCUCCAUGAGCGCGACGCAGCGCGCAUGUCUAACCGUGCUCAAAUACUGCAAGUCGAUUCUGGGCGAGGCGGCGGCCGAGCUGAAGAGCUACCACCUGAAGACGGCGCUGCUCUGGCUGUGGGAGACGCUGCCGGCGGCACGGUGGUCGACACGGACGCCGCACCAGUCGCUGCUGGCCAUCCUCGACUACCUGCAGGAUCGGCUGCGGGUCGGCUCGCUGCCGUGCUACUUCCAGCCGCAGAUGGACGCCUGGGCGGGCCGGAGCCAGGCCGAGCUCCGCCGGCUGGCGGCGUCGCUGGCUGCGCUGCGGGCUGGCCUCGGCCCCGCUGCGCGUGCCCUGCUGGCCGGCGCGAUCGACCACUUGACGGUCGGCAACGACGACGUCAUGUUGGAGGGUUCCGACACGCUCAGUGAGCCCAUUCACGAGCUGAUCGAGCGGGUGGUGAUCCAGCGGCCGGACCUGGCGCACUGGGUGGGAGAGCUACCCAUGGAAGACCUGGUCGUGGAAGGGGAGAAACUGUACCGGCGCCUGCCUGUGCUGCCUGGGUCGAAGGCGGAAAGCCUACCCGUAGACCCGUGCUGCAAGGGGGACAGCUGGCUGGAUGAAUAGCAAGAGUACCUCCUCCGAACAGCCUGCCACUGUCGCGUCAUGUCGCGGUACCUGUCGAGGUGCCUUGACCAAUGCGCGCCACCAAUCUGCAGUCAUGGAUCAUUCAUAGCGAGGAGUUCUUGUAGCGGAGUUCACUGUACACGAAACCAAGUGUCGAAUUUUCCUGAUCCUUUAAGACGAUUGGAAUGCUACGGAUAUGACUUCAUCCUUGCAGAGCUACGUUCAUAUCCCUCCCCUUUAUAAUAGUUGCGACAAGGUAUGAAGUCAUAAGGAACUUCAAAGCAAGCAAAAAGCUUAACCAAACACGGCAUACAGAAUGACUAUGACUCUGCAUCUGCAUCUGUAUCUCGUGCUUCACUCGCAAACGCUAGUUCCGCGGACACUUUGAACGUGUUUGGUCCCCAAGCAAGGUUGAUAACUAGAUAGAUUGAUAACAAGAUUGAUCACUAGUUAAUAACUAGCGCCUGCCGAAUCGCCGAUACCGUUGUGCGCUGAGCAUAGAGUGGAAUCCGUUAUUACCGUACGUUUUUCGAUGUUGUGUGCAAAUCGUGGACCGCAGAUAUCUUAUGAAAUGCUGAGAGAUCGUAUAUCUAAUACGCAUUAGAAUACAAGACACGAGAAACUACACAUUCACACGAACUAAGAGUCUGUCGAAGGUCCAAAACAUCGCCACUCUGGAAAACCCCAUCACCCUACGGCUUAACUAUGAUGCGCGGCUUCUCUCUCCCUGGACUGGAAAUCCCGGCGACGACACCCCGCUAACAACGUCGCCAGGUACCAACACUUCUUUUUCUUCCCAAACAGCGCCACGCACGCCUCAAAGGCGAACCGGAUUGUUUUAAAGCACGAUAUCUAUUUUGCCAGGCCUGCGUCUGCCCAAACGAAGCGUAACAGAGACGGCUAUUAUGCUCGUUUGGUCGGGUUGUCGGGAAGGCCCGGUUUGACGCAGUCCACGUCCAUGACACGUACUAACCUGACCACGGGGUGGUCAUCAGCCGUGGACCGAGGGUCAACAGUCAUCGCCCACUGCGCAUCCGGGAUAAAAAGCUGAACAUGAUGGCGAUGACGCGGGUUUGCUAUGGCUGCAAUACGUUUAGGACCUGUUGGAUAGGGCAAAACUUUGCAUGACAUCUCAAUCGCAUUAAUUCGUACAUAACGUUUAACACGAAUGCCUUCGUAUUGCAUCUGUCCAUAUAUGCACCAUUGAAAACGAAUCACCGCAGUAAAUUUUGACGGGCGUAAACUUCGUUCGCGCAGUCGUGCUUCGUUCGCGCAAACAGCCAUGUACACAUUUUUUUUUGUAUGGAGAAACCUUAUGCCCGCAAAUCUUCACAUUGCAUUUCUAUGUUCGUGCUCGUUCCUUCGUCCUUCGUUUCUUUGCAUACGCGUUUGUUUCGUGGUCUGUGUUACACUUUUUUGUCCCUAAAACGUCAUACCCGCACCGCUUGUCUUGGCGCGUUCCCUAUGCCUGUCUCUAAAUCCAAAUAUCCGCAUCGCAAACCCUCGCGUUAACACUUCUGCGUGCGAACAUUCACAAAUGCACAACUUAUUGCACAUGGGAAACCAUAUAGUAAGAAUUUAAGUUACUUGCGCAAAAUUUCAAACAUGUUUUCGUAUCGCAUAUUCCUCCGAGGAAGGCUCGAAAUGCGUGUUUUUAACGUUUUUUAAUGUGUUUUUAACUUUUCCGUGUAGAUCAUUUUUUGUCCUCGCAGCACAUUUCUACGCACAUGCACUAUUUUGCAUUAAAUUUCUUCGAGCACGCAAUUUUUUUCGGCGCAUUUUUGGCACACAAUGCUUCGUUACGCACUGCUGCGUAAAAGGUAAUUUCGUACCGUUCUCUUUGAAGAAAAAAAGAGUAUUUUUUACUGCCUCGCUUGCAUCCUAAAGACCAUAGACAUGCGGGAUGGCGCACUUCGUUGUUGGCCAUGGAAAGGGUGUACUCGGAAAUUUAUCGAAAGUUAUAAUAACUUCCCUCCCCAUUUUCCACUCAUCUUCGGCCAGCACCCAUCAGGAUGUGAAAAUUUCAGCAGGGGCAUACGCUCGCGAAACACAAAACGCGCUCCGGAGGUGAAAACUGGGAAGACAUCGACCAGUAAACAUAUUUUUUUUGUGUGGUUGAUUUGUUCAGUCCUUAUGAUCGAGAAGCACCCUCGAUUAGCAGUACGACAUUACAUGACAUGACAUGACAUGACAUUAGCAGUAUUACGUGUUAAGGUAUGUCUAGCACUUAACAAGACACCGCGAUCAGGGAUGAUUAGGUCGUCCGACCGGUAUUAGUAUGGUAUGGUAAAACCACAUCUGCCGUCCACUCGUGCUAAACAACACCUGCGAGGCCACUUUAGUACGACAGUCACGUGCGACCCACAUUGUCUUCGCAGACUGCAGACAGACUGCAUGUUUGCCUAAAUGACGCGACGGAUGAGAGUUUAUAGAACGGGUCGCGAUGGGCCGCAGAUUAAGGCCCCAAGCUGUUUGGACACGACGGCUCACGGCUCACUCGUGACCUUACUUGGACGAACUAAGUCGCUUAAUGUGUGGACGAACUGAGUCGCUCUUGUUCCCUCUGCAUUACUUAAGAUUCAUCCCGAGCACAGUUAGGUAAGAGUGGGGAAGGUGACCGUGAAGAGUGCUCUUAAGCGAUGGGUGAAUAUAACCUCAGUUGGACGAGACCGACACUGCCAUUUUGCAAACAACGCGUGCAAAACCUGGGCGGGGGGAGGGGUAGGGGAUUAGGAAUGGCAAGGAAGCAGCAACCCCCCCCCCCCCAACGCCAGGCAUAUCUAACGUUAGCCUAUGGUGGUGCACGGAAAGAAAUGUAGCAAAACCAAGCUUGCCCCCUCAUCUCUACACUACAAAGGUUCUGCCGCCACUACUCUGUACUAACUGUAAAAUAAGCUAGAAAGCGCCUGAUUUUCCACCGCCGCGAUCCAAAUCAAACUUAGCUUUACAUUUCAAACGAAAUGGUAGCAUAAACUUCAAAAUCGUUUCAGUAAAGCUCGAUUGGUUUCUGUUGCGUUGGUGUGUUGGCCGCGCUUACCGUGGUCAGUUGCGUGCACAGUUUCGCACGCCGAAACAUAGCUUGAAACCAGGCGUUCCUUGUGAUCAUUUGCUGGAUGAUAUCGAGGUAAAGGAGGUUAGGGCAAGCAUGACCUCGUCGUGGCAAACCACGCUGAAAACGGUACAGUAAUGCGCAUGGUCUCAACCCGGAUGCCCAUGGCUGGCCGUGGCCACCACGCCUGCAUACCCAGUGGCCUCGCAGACCCGACCUGCUGUGGGCUAACAGUCCAGCGAAGACCACGCAGCACCAGCCCCUCACAAGCGCCGCUCA
Molecule: messenger RNA, 5760 nt
Organism: Pollicipes pollicipes
Lineage: Eukaryota; Metazoa; Arthropoda; Thecostraca; Pollicipedomorpha; Pollicipedidae
Exons: 2
Coding region: 1209-2432 (407 amino acids)
Source: RefSeq, a predicted model, not a curated record